Wasmannia auropunctata (little fire ant) is the source of this 868-nucleotide messenger RNA. RefSeq lists its product as uncharacterized. The transcript has 5 exons. The annotation marks the transcript as partial. NCBI's taxonomy places the organism in Eukaryota, Metazoa, Arthropoda, Insecta, Hymenoptera, Formicidae. The record is from RefSeq and is a predicted model, not a curated record.
UCCCAUGGUGGAAACAUUACAUGGUGAGCUCAAAACUUCGAAACCACGCCCCCUUUUCACGUCGAGGUACCGUUCACUACCUAGGCCUGCCAACUGUGAAAAAUUAAAUGUUUGAUGCUGCUAAGUUACUACGACUGAUUUGAAUGCGUCUUUGUCACACCUUGCUAUAUGUGCAUAUUGUGUUCUUUUCUCGGCAAGAAUUCACAGUAAGAGCACGUGGUUUCGAGUUGUUAAACAGAUUUGGAGUAACGCGGGUCAAUAUGGUACGGUGCAUUGUAAAAUCUUGCCCAAAUAAAACAGAAAAAAGUUGUAAGACAGAAGUGAGUUUCUUCAGUUUACUAAAGAACGACGUAAUUCGUGAAGGCUGGCUUAAAAAAAUCGGAGAAGUUAGGUUACCUUUAAAUAUAAAAAAUGCAAAGAUAUGUUCAGUCCAUUUUACUGAACAAUCAUUUCACGUAGAAAGGAGGCAGAAGUCCAGAAAAUGUACAAAUCCGAGACGGCUCCUUUUGCCAAAUGCAUUUCUCACUAUAAUGCUAUCUCCAACGGAAAAUAGAACAAAUACUGCUGGCAUGGAUUUCAAAGUUAUUCGUAGAGAAUUCCUGCUUACUGCUAAUGUUCAUAGAAGCACAGAUGAAGGAUCGAGCAGUAAUGAGAAACCUUCCAGCACUUGUCGGAACUUUGAUGUUGAUGAUUCAUUACAUCCUGAAAAUGCCAGUUCUGAUCCACUUAGCGUAUCAGAGACUGUUGUGAACAUUGAAACACCCAAAAGUCAUCGCAGAAAAUUAUGGGUUGAAAAGAGAAUUUUUGAAACGCCACAAAGUACAUCUGAUGCACCCGACAAUGUAUGUAAUGCCACUUUUCCAAGAAG